UGUCCGCUGCCUGAAGAAGAGAAGGAGCAGGACGCGGAGGGAGCACCCCGGCGGGCACCGGCGCAGCCAUGAGCGGUGGGGAGGUGGUCUGCUCGGGCUGGCUCCGAAAGUCCCCGCCGGAGAAGAAGUUGAAACGCUACGCAUGGAAGAGAAGGUGGUUUGUGCUUCGGAGUGGCCGCUUAACAGGGGAUCCAGAUGUAUUGGAAUACUACAAAAAUGACCACGCCAAGAAGCCUAUCCGUAUUAUUGACUUAAAUUUGUGUCAACAAGUGGAUGCUGGAUUAACAUUCAACAAAAAGGAGUUUGAAAACAGCUAUAUUUUUGAUAUCAAUACUAUAGAUCGAGUUUUCUAUUUGGUAGCAGACAGCGAGGAGGAGAUGAAUAAGUGGGUUCGAUGUAUCUGUGAUAUCUGUGGGUUCAACCCUACAGAUGAGGAUGCUGUGAAGCCACCAGUUAGUUCUUUACAACCAUCUACUGAGUUACCCUUGCCCAUCAACACUUCACCGCCUUCCAUGCAAGCAGAAUCUUCCCUUCCUUCUCCUUAUCAGCUUAUUAAUGUCCCCCCUCUGGAGUCUUCCUCUGGUCAAGAAGAUCCUCAAGACUACUUACUGCUAAUAAACUGUCAAAGUAAAAAACCUGAACCUAUGAGAUCUCAGGCUGACUCUUCAAAAUCCAGCUCUUCAGAAACAGACUGCAAUGACAACCUGCCCUCCCACAAAAACCCUGUUGCAUCAGGGAGCAAGCAUGCUGUGAACGGCUUCUUCCCGCAGCAGUGCGUCUACGAUUCCCCGCCUUCCCGCUCCGCGCUGACACUGGCAGACUCCAGCCUCUACAACCUGCCUAGGAGUUACUCCCAGGAUGUUUUGCCCAAGGCAGCGUCUCCAUCUGGAACUGAUGCCGAAGGAGAGCAACAUGUUUUCAAUACCCCGUCAGCAACGUCAUUAGACGCACAGAUGAGGCACAUCUCCAUUAGCUAUGACAUUCCCCCCACACCCGGAGGUACUUAUCAGAUCCCACGAACUUUUCCGGAGGGAAUGUUGUCUCAGACUUCAAAACUGGAGACUAUUCCAGACAUCCCUCCACCUCGGCCACCCAAACCUCACCAGGCAGCAGAUCGAUCUCCUGUGGAAACCUGUAGCAUCAGCCGCACUGCUUCAGACACAGACAGCAAUUACUGCAUCCCCACUGGAGGAGUGCUGCCCUCACGCAGUAACACCAUUUCAACGGGAGAUCUGAAUGUCUUCCGGAAAGAAAUUAGUUCUCAAGACUGUUAUGAUAUCCCACGAACGUUUCUGAAUGACAGAUCUAAUUCAUUGGAGGGCUUCCAUAACCACUUUAAAAACAGAAGCAUGUUGACAGUGGGAAGUGUUUCAAGUGAAGAACUAGAUGAAAAUUAUGUCCCAAUGAAUCCCAACUCUCCUCCACGACAGCAUUCCAGCAGCUUCACUGAACCCAUCCAGGAAACAAACUAUGUACCAAUGAUACCUGGCACGUUUGAUUUUCCAUUGUUUGGAAAGCAAGUCCCUCCUCCUGCUCACAUGGGUUUCAGGUCCAGCCCAAAGACCCCUCCCAGACGGUCGGUACCUGCUGCAGAAUGUGAGCCACCGCCAGUAGAUCGGAACCUCAAACCAGACAGAAAAGGUCAAAGUCCUAAAAUUUUAAGACCUAAGCCACAUGGUUUAGAGCGAACUGAUUCACAAACCAUAGGUGACUUUACUACAAGAAGAAAGGCAAAACCAGCUCCACUAGAAAUAAAACCUCUGCCUGAAUGGGAAGAAUUACAAGCUCCAGUUAGGUCUCCUAUCACCAGAAGCUUUGCACGAGACUCCUCCAGGUUUCCCAUGUCUCCCAGACCGGAUUCAGUUCAUAGCACAACUUCCAGCAGUGACUCGCAUGACAGUGAAGAGAAUUAUGUAUCCAUGAACCCAAAUCAGUCCACUGAAGACCCAAAUUUGUUUGGAAGCACUAGCCUUGAUGGAGGAAGCAGCCCUAUGGUAAAACCUAAAGGAGAUAAACAAGUGGAAUAUUUAGAUCUGGACUUGGAUUCAGGAAAGUCUACCCCACCUCGUAAGAAAAAGAACAGUGGCUCAGGCAGCAGUGUGGCAGAUGAGAGAGUUGAUUACGUUGUGGUGGACCAGCAGAAAACGCUGGCUCUGAAGAGCACGCGUGAGGCAUGGACUGAUGGCAGACAGUCUACGGAGUCCGAAACACCCACGAAAAGUGUGAAGUGAAAACACUGCUUUGUAUUUGAAGAAUGGAAAGAAGUGAAUUUUGAAGAAUCACAGAACCACAAUGGCAGUGUUGUUCAGCUGCACAGUACCUGAUUCCCUGGGGUGGGAAUCAGUUCCUCACUGAAUAGGUUGGAAGCCAAAAGACAAUGAAUGUAUCAGAGGAACUUUAAGAUCAUGAAUUGGCUCUGUGGUGUCUGGAAAAAUCACAGCAUGUAAAUAAUCUGUAAAAUAAUAUUACUUAAGUUUCAGAAAACCUUUUGUUCUGUAGUUAACACAUUUGUAGUAUUACUGUGUUUAUGCACUUUUUCAGUUACAAUGUUGGUUCAAGUAUUCACAGUUACUAUACCUUACUGUCUAAUUCAUCUGGAGAAUUCUUUUUUCCUUACACUACUAUUCCUCACAAUUUUAGGUUAAUUAAGCUACAUGUAGAAAUGGAAAUUAAUAUUUGAACUUCAUUUUAACAACUCAAAAUUGAUUUUGCAGAAAUACUUUUGCAAUUGAAUAAUCUACUUGAAAUGCCGAGAGACAAGCGUUAGUUACAUACUUGUUUAUAUUUAAUACAUACAAAAUUGUUUGGAAGUCUACAGGUUACCUUCCUAACAAAAAAUAGCUGUGAGUUAAUAAUAAUGAACUGUACUCGGUUUAGACCUAAAAUCCUGCCUUAUAUGUUAGUUGUUAGUGGUGGAACUUCUAUUGUAUUUUAUUAAUGACAGUGUUCUGUGUUCAAUGGGUGAAGAUUCUGCAGGGUGGGAUCUUACACUUUCAAAGACUGAAUAAUUAAAUGUCAAGUAAGCCUGCAAACCACUGAUGGCAUGCAGUAAUAUUGUGAUCUCAUACUUAUUAACAAAAAAAUAACCUUUAUAUUAUUUACACAAGGUAGAGUAUAUAAAUCAGGUACGUACCAAGCACUGUUGUGCUAAUACACUGAUCAGGUUUAGACAAUGAGCUUUAGUUUUAUACUGUUUAGAAGUUCUAAUGUCAGUUUUCCAUUCAAGAUUAAUGGGACAGUUUGACAUUCACUUUUUUUAGUACUAGCAAAAUACUGUGAUUUUGAAUUAGACAUUAACUCAAAUGGAAAUACUAUGUUUUAACACCAUAGUGCCCUUCUUUUGAGCUCUAUUUUACUUUAAUCUCCUGCUUGGCCUUAUAUUUAAAUCCCUAUGCAACUGAUAUUUUAUAUCUCUGUUUUUAAAAAUUUGAUAAUAUACUUAAAUGAUCCCCUUGUAAACCACUUGUUGCUCUUUCCUGGUACAGGAUUUUAAACUCUAUAUACUGUGAUCCUUUAUUUUACUAUGCCAGUUCCAAGUAAUAAUCUGCCUUGGUUUAGAAACAUUUUUUUGUUAUAUGGAAGAAGAUAGAAUUCUUUAAAUACAUGAAUGAGUUAGGUCUAGAUAGAAAAAUUGCUAACACUUUUGUUUAAAGCAAAUGCCCUCAAUUAAGUGGUUGGUUUCAUUUUCCUGCCCAAUUGGGUUUUUUUUUGUCCAGAUCAUUUAAAAAUUGAGCUUAAAGCUGCAUUGUUUUCUGGCAUGUUGGCCUUCAUACUGUGCCUAAUCUAUCAUUGGUUGUUUCUCUCCCCUCACAGCCACAAUCUAGUAUGUAAAUUAUCUUCUUCUUAACAAAGGUUCUUUUUAAAUUAGUAAUAUUUUGAUGUUUUGAGUGUUCAUUUUAAAAAAAGAAACUAAACACAGUGACUUUUGAGGUGAAUUUUAAAUAAAUCAAGUUGUUCUGUUUUGGUGUGUAAACUCUGUCCUACAAAGCAGCAAAUGGAUGUCAGUGUGUCUGGGAAGGUGCCUGGAUACCAACCACAUUUUUUCAGAAUUGUAGAUGUACAGCUAGAACAAUUUUUAACUUGGAUCUCUGAUUUAAAACUCUGUGCCAAGAAGCCAAAUAAUGUGAAUUCCCACUCUUCUGGGAGCCAGGAAAAAAUCAGUCUCCUAAGCCAGCCUCUCUUGCUGAGUUAGUGAUAGGAGAUGGAUUUGCUCUAAUUUUGCUGAUAUCAGUCCUUGAUUUACAGAUUACACUUACUCUUUCUUCAUUUAAAAUUUGGCAGAAUUCACCAGAUUAUUUGUUAUUAUGAUGAGAGAUUUGUUAUUAUGAUGUUAUUAUGUUAUUGUUAUGAGAAUCCACUCUUAAUUUCUAGGCUUUUCCCCUUUCUUUUGUUAAGGAAAACAGGAGUUCCCACACUGUACAGACAGUGUAACAUUUUCUAAGUAGAGCCUACAAUUUUUCUUUAAUUAGAUUUCUAAGCAGUUUCCUCCCCCAUAUUCCAUUCUUACAUUUUCCAUACUUACAUGCUGUCUAUGGUAUGUUCAGAAUCAGAGGAGUGAUUUUAACUUCUGAUGAUACAUUUCAUUUUCACCAGGGAAGCUGCACGGGCUUCAUAGUGCAAAUCUGUCUGAGCUCUUGGAUGGUCUAAGGAUAUGAAUAUAAAAUUGAAAAAGUGUCUCCUAAAGUUGUAGGUGAUAGAAAGCAAGUGAAACUGAUAUCAGCCCUGUGUCACUUCCAGUUACUAGAUUUGUGAGGACACUCUAGUUGGAGGCAAGCUGGUGGAAAUUCAAGCAGAUACUGGUGCAGAAGUAGCUUGUCAAUGUUGCUUGUCAAGUGUUCUUUUUUCAAAUAGGUAAGUUUUCUCUUGUUUUGCUCAAACUCUAUGUUACCAGUUGCAGUUUGUUGUAUGUGUCAUUUUAAAUUGCAAAUAUAUAUAUUCAAUAUGUCUUUUACAAGUAUACAACACCUUGCUCCUAAAAAUCGAAAGAAAACUUGGUGCCUUGUACUCUAAGAUUGACUUGAGAGGUGAUUUGGCAUCAUUCCGUGGUGUGAUCUGAACAUUUCUUUAUCUGCUAAGUACCAAUAGCCACACUUUUACACACUGCGAUAUAAUCACUAUUACCUCAUGAAGUGCAGGUGCAAACACAGCUGCUCUGUUCCACUAGAACUUCGUAAUGUGACAUGGAAAAAGGUGAAAAUGUGGUGAUUAGUGGUUUUUUUUACUAAUAUUUGUAUUUAUGUAAAAAAACAAUAACAAACCAUUCAUGUAUGACAGUUGUGACAUAGUGCCACACCUAGGGAGUACAGGCAAAUUACAGUAUGGCUGUUUUGAUUAAGUAAUUUAGAAUUUAUUGCUUCUUGUCGCUAAUUAGGGAGUGAUGGGCACCUCUGUAGCUUUUACAGUGCACUAUGAGCCAAGCAAGAUUUUAAUCACAGUGAAAUUUAAGUUUAGCUAUUACUGCAGCAGUAAAUUUGUGUGUGUGUGUGUGUGUGUGUGUGUGUGUACAUGUAUAUGCAUAUAUAUGUGUGUAUAUACACACACAUACACACACACACACACACACACACAUAUAUAUAUAUCUAUAUAUCUAUAUAUAUCUAUAUAUAUAUAUAUAUAUGUAGUACUUUUGCAAAAGCACUUUGGAAACUUAGCAGCCCUGGAGAGCAGUUCCAUUCCCUCCUUAGCUAUAGAGGUUUGUGUCAUGAAAAGUGAAUGGACAUUUAUUUGCUCAAGGAGAAGAUACUGCCGUACAAUAUCAGUGUGCAAUUUGGACAGCAAUAGUGUCACUUCAUCUGUUGAAAUAUUUUAUACCUGUAGUUCUUAAGAAGCUCAGCACUAUCCACAGGUGAACUUAAAUUUCAAGAUUAUCCUCCAUAUUUCCUAAUCUGCUCUUGAUCUCUGUAUUGCACCAAACUGCUUCUUAAAUGUUGAUUUCUUGUUGUUUUAUUUCUUGGGAAUAUUAAUAUGGCGAUGACCACAAAAAAAAGGUGCUUGUCUAGCAGUUAUUGUAAUAAGUGUUCCACAAAAACAUUGUGUUGAUUGGGUGUAGAUGAACCAAAUCCCAGACAAUGAGGUUUCUGGAUUUUGCCCUAACUGAAUGAACAUUUUGAGUUCAGCUCUCAGCCUGACAAGGUGCAGAGUAUGAUACAAAGAAAAGGUGUUGAGAGAGUUAUGAACAAUAUCUUUGACAUUUUAAGUUUUCCAGAAUAUGUUUAUGGUUCUGCAGCCCUGAUGUUAAUUUUCAGUAGCAAAAGCAGGAGGAGAACAGGUAUUGGAUGCAUGACCAGCUGAAAGGUUUUUGCUAUCUCGUUGUUAAGUAAACAGAACUAGACUGUUCUGGUGCCAGUGGUUUUCUUUCUAGAUGGUCUAGAAAAGAAGAUUUUCAUGUUUCAUUUGAAAGGGAUGAUCUGUUUGCUUCAGCUUUUUUAUAAGCAGGUUAGCUGAAGUGUACAGUUGUAUAAUCUGCUGUGCACACACAUAAAAUGUUUAAUUUUAUAUGCUAAAAUGGAAUAGAAUAAAAUCCUGUACAGUUUAGAACAUAAAGCACCAAGUUGGAAAAAUGGAGAUUCUCAAAGUUUUCCUGCAAUUAUAAAGCCAGCACUUGUAGUAAUCAUCAUAAUUGGCUCUUGAAAAUUCUCCAGGAUCUCUCAUCACUGUCAAGCCUUUUCCUAGUAAGUUGCAUCUGCAGUGAAAUAAAAAGAAAAUGUGUGUCACAUUUUCAGAAAGGGCAAUCCUAAUAAGAUUUUAUUAAAUGCUCUUUGAGGUCCUGGGUUUAAUGUGUGGGGGGGGGGGCUUGCACAAGGUACCCAGACAGCUUGAUUGUUUUAAUCAGAAGGCCAGAAGAGGAGGAAAAUAUAAAUAUGCCUUAUUUUCCCUGAAUUCGUUCCAGACUUUAAAAUAUGUAAGUUUUCAUAUUUUUAUGUGCUUUUUAGGGAAUAUACUUUAGAGGAAGGAAUCGCUACUUGCUUCUGUGCAUUUUUGCUGGUUUUUGCACAAUUAUAAACUGUGCAGACUAGCUGAAAGUUUAAGGUUUUUUUCCUUUCUAUUUUGUGUUAGAGGUGAAGGAUGCAGACCUGUGAGUUUGGGGAUGCCUCAGACUGGCCUGCUGGUGUACCUCAGAGUCUGGAGUUAAUUGCAUCAAAACAGUGAUUCAACCCUCUGCUGAGAUGAUCUUCAUAGUAAUACCUAUAAAUCAUGGUGUGUAUAUUUAAUUAAUUUUUUAAUUAAUCAUAAUCGAAACCUAAACAUUGGAAACAAAUAGUGUUCAGAGUUAAGGUCCCUAAUAUCCAGUUAGGCAUAGAGCAGCAUUUGAAAAGGCAUUAUGUGUAACAGGGUUCAAAUUCCCCAGGCACACAGAUCCAUUUACAAUCUUUUGAGGAGCAGAAUUUCAUAUUCAAGGCACUGCUGUCCUCUUUAAGUAAGUGAAAGUUCCAAGAACUUUUUCAAAAUCUAAUUUCUACUCAAUUAUAUGAAUAUAAGUUUAGGAAUUGAAUUUGAAAAACACACCUUGUGUUAUAACUAUGGUUUUUUUCCUCCUUAAAUGUCUUAAGAAUCAUCACUUCCUGAAAGAAGUGAUAUGAUUCUUAAGACAUUUUUGCCUUUAGUUCUACUCACUGACAGCCCAAUAUGAGGAAGCAUAAAAUAGACUUGGCCCUUGAACUUUUUAAAAAGAUGGAAAAAAGUAAAGGAGCCACCCAGGACCAGGAUUUUGCCUCUGAUCUCCUCAUACACUAUAUGGUGCAGCUGCCCCCAAUUCCAGUGCUCAGUUUAGAAGUUGGGACACAGAUCCUGUGGCCAGUAUCAGGGAAGUACCAACAAGCUCUGAAAAAAGUGGUUUGCUUAAAAACAAUAUCAAGAGUUCAAGCAAAACUUUAGUUUUGGAGAGGGCUGGUGGGUUUGUUUUCUCUGUGUAAAAUGAAUAGGAUAAUAUUUAGGAUUGUGAUGCAAGUAUACUCAGUACCACCCUUUGGGAGCUAUGCUUUAUCUCAAUAUGAAUAUUAUUGUUCACUCCAUUUUUUGGGUAUCUGUGGUCUGUAUUUUUGUACAGCAUUUGGUAUACCAGGAAAAGGGCUGUCUUUAAAGUCUGGGAUCAAGAAUCAGAAAACGUUGGCUCCCAACAACGUUUUAAGGUUAAGGAUAAAUUUCCAAUGGAUAGUUCUAAGAUCUUGAGAUUUUCCUUUAGUAGGUGCAUUGUGCAUAAGGAUGGAAACUUGAAAUUAAGCAAGCAGUUAUUGUUCUGUAAAUGGGAUAUUGUUCUGUUUUUAAAAAAGCCCAAACAAAACUUUUUUAAAAAAUAAAUUAUUUAAAAUUA
This is a messenger RNA of Haemorhous mexicanus (house finch), 8311 nucleotides long. It is a transcript of the gene GAB1, whose product is annotated as GRB2 associated binding protein 1. The transcript is spliced from 11 exons. NCBI's taxonomy places the organism in Eukaryota, Metazoa, Chordata, Aves, Passeriformes, Fringillidae. The coding region runs from base 69 to 2231 and encodes 720 amino acids. The record is from RefSeq and is a predicted model, not a curated record.